Messenger RNA from Ipomoea nil (Japanese morning glory), 1557 nucleotides. RefSeq lists its product as uncharacterized. The record is from RefSeq and is a predicted model, not a curated record. The transcript has 4 exons. The coding region runs from base 1 to 1557 and encodes 518 amino acids. NCBI's taxonomy places the organism in Eukaryota, Viridiplantae, Streptophyta, Magnoliopsida, Solanales, Convolvulaceae.
AUGCGUAGGAUGGGUUUUUCUAAGGUCUGGAUUGACUUGGUCUAUCGUGCAGUCUCAAAUGUGUGGUACUCUAUGAUUGUCAACGGGGUUAAAGAGGGUUUCUCCACCUCGUCCCGGGGGCUGAGGCAAGGGGACCCACUUUCCCCUAGCAUUUUUAUCAUUGCUGCAGAGAUCCUUUUUAUGUACCUUGCUCGAGUCCAUCUGGACAACAGUGUACCUAGAUUCUCACAGCCUACUGGUACUCCUUAUAUUCAUCAUCUAGCUUACGCUGAUGAUGUUAUUAUUUUUAGUACUGGGAGGCAGGGGGCAAUCUGCAAAGUCAUACGAGCCCUAAAAGAAUAUGAGGAGAUUUCAGGUCAAAUGGUCAGUUUCCCUAAGAGUGAUUUUUAUAUGCAUCCUGACACUUCGGGUUGGGUUAUUCGUAGGAUUAGGGAUAUCACUGGAUGCAUUCAUAGGCCCUUCCCCUUUACUUAUCUUGGGUGUCUUAUUUAUGUGGGGAAGAAGAAGUGUGUUUAUUUUUCAUCUGUGGUGGACAAGGCCAUCCCUUUACAUCUCUUUGCGGCUUGUGCUCCUCCUAAGCAAGUUAUCCGGGAUCUUGAGCGGUGCUUCGCGAGCUUCUUUUGGUGGCAGUUGGGAGGUACACGCUACAAUUGGGCGUCAUGGAAAACGCUCUCCCUCCUUAAAAAAGAGGGUGGUAUGGGUUUCCUUGACCUUGACCUGAUGGUGCGUGCAUCGAGUGCAAAGCUUUGGUGGAACUUUCGCAAGGUGUAUUCACUGUGGGGAAGUUUCAUGACUGCUAUGUACUGCCAUCGAGUUCACCCGGUGGCGAAAUCAGUGCGAAGUUCCGACUCACACACUUGGAAGCGGAUGCUCAGCAUCAGGAAUGAGGUGGAGGCAGUCUUGGGAUGGCGCCUCACGGCGAUGUUAGACUCUGGUGGGAUAACUGGGGUGGAGUACUCUGGUGAUUUGUUGUCUGACUACAUCCAGGACGGGGAAUUGGACUUGUUAGCUUAUGAUGACCUACUGCCAACCGGGUUGGAGGCGGACAUGUCCCGUCUAGGCCAACGAGUAGCUGACAUUCCUAUUUGGCGGGUUUCUACGGACGGUUUGUUUUCUUUCUCUUCUGCAAAAUCAUUAUUAAGACCUGAACCGGUGAAUUCUGAUCCUAUUUUGAGUGCAUGUUGGCAUAAGCACUUGCCCUUUAAGGUGUCCUUUCUUGUUUGGCGUGUAUUACGAGGCCGUUUGCCCACUGAUGAUGCCAUGGCUAGAUUUGGGCACCUUAUUGUUUCCAGAUGCUGGUGCUGCAGUAACCCUGCUAGGGAGACCAUUCAUCACAUCUUUUAUGCGGGGGACACUACCAGGGCUGUAUGGGGAUUUUUUCUAGGAUCGCUCGUCCUGCGAUUCAGUCAUCGGGGUCUACGGACGCUGUUGACUGGGUGGAGGUUGCCUUAUCUCAUCCUUUGGGAGUUAUGGAAACACAGGAACGCAUGCUUGCAUGACAGAGGACCACCGGUUGUGCCUCGAGUGAUGUAUGGCGUUGCCAAAGGGGUGGCAUAG